This is a messenger RNA of Symbiodinium natans, 771 nucleotides long. The record is from the annotation of a GenBank genome assembly. NCBI's taxonomy places the organism in Eukaryota, Dinophyceae, Suessiales, Symbiodiniaceae.
AUGGUGGGCAUCUGGGAGGCCGAAGCUGCCCAGGUUGAUCCCGCACAGCCUCCGGCAGAGCCCGAGUGGGCAGACGCCUGGCUUCGCCUUGCGCGGCAGCGGCUGGCGGCUGGCAAGUCGGAGGUGGCGGCCAAAGCGGCCGCUGUGGCGAUGCAGCUGAGGCCCGAGCUCUCCGAGGAAGCCGGGGAUCUACUUGCCCAGGUGGAGGCCGCCAGGUUGGAGUGUGUGCAGGUGAGGGGAGUCGGCUCCCUGUCGCUGGAAGUCUGGCCCGAGAGCGUGAAGGACGCUGGCAGCCUCUACACCGGGGGAGCUGUGUGGAAGGCGGGCCUGGAGCUCGCGCAGGAGCUGGCCAGCGUGGCCGACUUCUCGGGCCGCCGCGUGCUCGAGCUGGGCAGCGGCACGGGCGUUGCGGGCCUGGCUGCGGGCCUGUGCGGCGCGAGGGUUGUGCUGAGCGACCUGCCAGCAGCUGCCCCAUUGCUGCAGAGGAACGUCGACAGGAACCGGAGGUCUCUGGAGUUGAAAGGGGGUUCUGCCGAAGUACGGACAUUGGACUACCGUGAGGCGUGCGCAGAUUCCUGCCUUCGCACCUUUGACUUGAUCGUCGGAACCGACCUUGUCUGGCAGGAAGUGCAGUGCACGCCCCUGGCUAACUGGUGCGCAGCCUGUGGAGCGCCGGUUCUCCUCGUGGGCGUUCCGCGCUGGCCUUGGCUCAGAGAGGCUCUCCUCUGCUUUCAGUGCGGUGCACAUGACUGCCCACGCGCCCAGCAGUGA